Molecule: messenger RNA, 3693 nt
Organism: Maniola jurtina (meadow brown)
Lineage: Eukaryota; Metazoa; Arthropoda; Insecta; Lepidoptera; Nymphalidae
Exons: 1
Coding region: 1-3693 (1230 amino acids)
Source: RefSeq, a predicted model, not a curated record
AUGGCGAGAGAUGUGACUGUGAGUAUACCAGUCGAGUCUACAGACACGUCCACUACCAGUCAAUCUACGUUAAGGACACCUCUGCCCUGUGUAAACGUCAGAGCAGUGGGGUCCCCGGUGCAACAGAUCGGGGACGUAAUCAGGGGGAAUACAGACCCUGCCCCCACAGAGGGGGGCAUUCCGGUAUUCACUUCUGGUACUAUCGACGUUUCACCGAAUGUUGAGCCUUCUGGAUCAUUCAGGAUGAAAGACAAAAUUAAGGAAUCACGUCAACAAGCGCUGGACAUACGAAGGACUUCUUUGAACCCUUAUAAGUCUACGUGUGCGGAUAACGCGCACCCGUUGCCUAGGAAAAAGAGGUCGGAAAUUGAAAUAGAGUUAGCGCAGAGGGAAUAUGAAACCGCCAAAGCUCGUGAAAAGCUGGCUCGAGCGAAAUUAUUGGCAUUACAGGAACAAGAGGAAACCGAAGAUGAAAUUUACGAACAAGAACAACAUGUCGAAGAAUGGGUAAUCCAGGCUUCAGAUGAAUUUGAAAAUAAAAGUCAGCACCAGGCGUCAAGGCAAGAUGAAAUAUCGACAGUACAAUUACUUGUACAGGAAAUCAAGAAGUUAAACGAAAAAGAUAGAGAUAUCAUAGAGUUGCCUUCAUUCAGUGGCGCAAGUGCAGAGUGGCUAAAUUUCAAGAAAGCUUAUUUUGAAUCAGCUGAGAACUUUUCCCACGCAAUGAACCGAGCGCGCCUUCGCAAGGCUCUACGAGGAACUGCCAAGGAGGCAGUGGAAAGCUUGAUGAAUAGUGUUGAUGAUCCAAUGAUCGUAAUGCAGCACCUUGAAGAUAGAUUUGGUAGACCUGGAUCUUUAGCACUAGCAGAGUUAGAAAAAAUGAAACGAAUAAAUCCAGUGAAAAAUGAUCCAAGAGAUAUUUGCAGAUUCGCCAGCCAGGUAAAGGCCUCUAUUUCUGUCAUCAAAACCUUGAAGAAACCACAGUAUCUUCACUCACCAGAAACUUCCAAUUGCAUAAGGGAAAAAAUGUCAGUGAACAUGUUUGAUAGAUACGUCGCCUUUUAUAGCCGGUAUAGAGACACUGAAAUAGCUGACUUAGAAAUUAUCGAUUUAUUCCUUACCGAAGAAAUACAAAAUUAUGGAGUUUUCGCUCCACCUGAAGUUGGUGAUACCAUAACGCCGCAGUACGUGAAUACAAGAAGCAUAGUUCACGCUACGUUAGAGCCAGAAGAGAGAAAACAAGAAUCACCGUCGACUAGUCGAGAAAUAGCCAUUCGUACAAUUAAAAGUGCAUGUACCUUAUGUGAUGAGAAUCAUGGCCUAUUAGAAUGCAAGAAAUUCAGAGAAGCAAGCGUAGAUGAACGAUGGGAAAUUGCGAAGAAAGCUAAGAUAUGUUUCAAGUGCCUUCGUUACAGACACCAGAGACUGGACUGCAAGGCUCCACCCUGUAGAAGAUGCAGGAGAUACCACCAUGUAGCUCUUCAUUCUGAAAGACCCGCACCAGCUGCAGUCCAGCAGAAGAACGAGUCGUGCAACAAUGUCGACUACGAAGAUGAAAUAUAUCACGAUGAAGAUGAUUAUUAUUGUGAUGAUGAACCAGAAGAGAAAAUUGUAUCCAUCAAUACCACAGUGACUAAAGGAAAGGUGUAUCUGAAGAUGGUGCCAGUGAAUCUAUAUGGCCCAAAAGGAAAAGUCCGAGUGUUAGCAUUGUUAGAUGAAGGAUCUACAAUUACGCUGGUAGAUUCCUCGAUCGCAGAGAAGAUUGGAGUUGAAGGAAAGAGAGAACCAUUGACAAUAGAAACAGUUGGUGGAAACGAAUUGAAGAAGAAUAAUUCCUUAAGGGUUAAGUUGAAAAUAAAAGGCAUCAACGGUGGAGAAAUAAUGACAAUGGAAGCCAGGACAAUAGACGAUUUGAAGUUGUCAGAACAAGAAGUUGGCACGAAAGUAAUAAACGAUUGCCCUCAUUUGGUAAAAAUCAGAAAAGAACUCGUUUACGCCGGUGAAAAGCCUAAGCUUCUUAUAGGACAGGACAAUUGGGAAUUGAUUGUCACAAGGAAACUAUUAAAAGGAAAGGCCACCAAACCAGUGGCAUCACUUACAAAACUAGGAUGGGUUCUGCAUGGAUUUGACACAACUGCUAAUGCUGUAGUUAACUUCGUUAACCACUGCCGAGCUAAGGAAGAUGGAAUAGAAGAAAUCACCAGAGAACACUAUAAACUGGAGUCUUUGGGAAUACAACCUAAUUUGCCGAGUAAUGACAGUGACCGAAGAGCCUUAGAAGUUCUAGAGAGUACCAUGAAGAAACUACCAAGUGAUCAAUACGAAACAGGACAGCGUGGAGAAGAUAGAAAGAAGAAACCUGAAGAAUAUCGGAUGACUUCGGUAAUCUUUGGAGCUGCAUCAUCUCCAGCGACCGCCAUAUACGUCAUGAAUAAAAACGCUAAGGAAUACGGAAAAUCUUUCCCUGAAGCAGUAAAAGCAAUUGAAAGGAACCAUUAUAUAGACGAUUACCUGCAAAGUUUCAGGACCACUGAAGAAGCAAAGCAAACGGUAGCAAAAGUGAAAGAAAUUCAUGAAAAGGCAAGUUUUCACUUGAAAGGCUGGGCUAGCAAUGAUGCGAGAGUAAUUGAGGAAUUCAGAGAAAAGAUACAGAAUGAUUCUUUAGAACUCACGAAAGAAGAAAAAACUCUUGGUUUAAGAUGGUUGGUAAAAGAAGAUGCAUUGGCUUUUAAUGUUGGUUUACGAAAUACCUCGGAAGAACUCAUGAAUGGGAAGAAAAUUCUCACCAAACGAGAAGUAAUGAGCGCGGUCAUGUCAACAUUUGACCCAUUGGGAUUUGCGACACCUGUAUUGAUUCAGGGGAAGAAAUUAAUUCAAGAUAUUUGGAGAACGAAAAUUGACUGGGAUGAAGAAAUUCACGAAGAUCAAAUGAAGUCAUGGUUGAAGUAUUUGGAAGAAGUAUCCACUCUAAAAGAAUUAAAAAUCGCAAGAUGUAUCUCACCGUACUCACAAGAAGGAGAAUUACAUACCUUUACAGACGCAAGCGAAGAAGCUUAUGCCGCAGCCGUGUAUUGGCGGACUAAAAGAUCUGAUGGGAAGAUACACGUUACCCUAAUUGCAGGGAAAGCAAGGGUCGCACCGACGAAACCCAUUUCGAUUCCAAGGCUAGAACUGCAGGCUGCUUUACUAGGGACAAGGUUAGCAGCGACAAUAGAACGCGAAAUGGAUCUACGUGUGCUAAAGAAAGCAUAUUGGACCGACUCAAGUACAGUGUUGCAAUGGAUUAAAUCUGAUCCUCGAAAAUUUAAAACCUUCGUAGCUCACCGGCUGGCUGAAAUCGAAGAAUCGACAAACGUUGGAGAAUGGAGGUGGGUGCCUACUAAAGAAAAUCCAGCCGACGAUGCGACGAGAGGGACGCCAAAUGACUUUGAACAAGCAGCAAGAUGGUUCCAAGGCCCUUCUUUCUUGCGCAAAAACGAGGAUGAAUGGCCUGUGAGAAGAUUUGAAAAAGCGAAUGAAAAUCUGGAAAAGAAAGAAAGAAGGCGACAAGACAAAGGAAGAAUAAUACCGUCAACGCCGCCAAGCAGAAGGAAGAGAAAUGAUAACCAAACAGAAAAGCCCAGAGGAAAAAGAACGAACAAUAAUAAGGAAGAACGCGAAUUACGGACCGGCAAACUACCGGAGGAAUGCUAA